Penicillium nucicola is the source of this 2394-nucleotide messenger RNA. RefSeq lists its product as uncharacterized. The coding region runs from base 1 to 2394 and encodes 797 amino acids. The record is from RefSeq and is a predicted model, not a curated record. The transcript has 4 exons. Lineage: Eukaryota; Fungi; Ascomycota; Eurotiomycetes; Eurotiales; Aspergillaceae.
AUGGCUACUACUGUAUACAACCUCCGGUCGGUGGUCGGUGGCUGCCGUGGUGAUCUCCGCCAUUCUCGCGUUCGUUUACCCUUCCUCUUUCGAUUGACGGAUCUUGUAGCAACGGCAUCCCAAAUUAGCUUCUAUUCUUCAACCGGAAGCGAGAUUCGGUGGGAUGCGGCCCGCUCCGUGGGUGCCAGUCGCCAGGGAAUGAAGUUGAUCUUGAGUGGCAUGGCGACUAUGGUUGCCGCCGCGACUGUCAUCGGCAUUGCGUCGUGGCUUUCAGCUCAAGGAAUUUGGAAUGUGAUGAGUCGGUGGCUGUGUGCCUUGUUGAAUAUCAGAGGAGAUACGAAGACACCGUUGGAGCAACAGUCUGGGCCUUCGGAUUUGAGAAGUUUAUACUACAACAGAUCACGCUUUUGGACGCUUAUUGGAUGUGGUGUGACUUUUGGACUAUGGAUCGUUCGACCGGCCAUACCCUUCAAUCAUAUGACUGGGGCUCUUCCCUUUGUCAUGCUUGGCGAAGGCUCUCGUGCCCGUCGGAUUAAUGUCGACUCGUUUCCUCUGCCGGAAUUGUUGGCUCCAGAGUUUCACGAGCCUGCCAAUGGCCAUUAUAAAGGAUGGGCGCCGGUCAUGAGUGAUGAUGCUAAUCGAGGUUAUGGCAAUAAUAAACCUGCUUGGGCGCAGGGUCCCUUGCCUCUUGCGUUCGAGAGAUGGAUUGUCAAUCCAGAAGCCAACAUGACUGGAGUUACGGAUAAAUCUCGAACCCAGCUAUCCCAGAGAGGCGAUCGUGGCCAUUCAAAUAAGACGAUGGGGCCACGAGAAUACUUCUAUAACCCCAGCCAGGAUCCCAUGCGGAUUAGCAACCUCGAUCUGGAUCCGCUUGAUCCUUUGCAGGAGGCCUUGAAGGAUCAUGCCAUCCCGAUCAACCACAUUGUCUUUGUGUUUUUGGAAAGCGGCCGGAAAGACCUCUUCCCCCUCAAGACCGACUCUCAUCUUUAUGAACAAAUCCGUGAGACCCAUGACAUCCACUCGGAUGAAGAUCUCGAUGACUUGCAUGACAAGCUGUCUUUGAUUACUCCAUUUGCAGAAAUACUCACGGGAGAAGAAUCCGGAUUCGGUCAAUCCAAGGGAGUAGAUACGGAACGUGGAGGUAUCAGCUUUAAUGGAAUCCUGUCUGGAAGCAGUCUCAGCGCCAAAUCCCGUCUUGUCAACUACUGCGGUCUUGGUCCCCUACCUGUGGACUUUAUGCAUGAGAAUGAUAUCAUUCCAUAUCAACCGUGUCUAAUGCACAUCUUGGAUCUAUUCAACCAGCGCAAGAAUGCCACAUCUCGCUCUGGAAAUUCCACCAAUGACCCCCGUGAGCGGGAAUGGCAAACACUCUACGCGCAGUCGGUUACUGGAGAGUUCCAGGACCAAACUGAACUCAUGGACUUGCUUGGUUUCAACCAGUCCCUAUACUCUGAGGAUAUCGAUCCCACCACUGCGAAAUACUACCACGAGGAUAUGGAGAAGAUUAAUUACUUCGGUUACGCCGAAACCGAAGUCAGUCCUUAUAUCAAAGACAUGAUCAACGAAACUCUGUCUCAAAACAAGAGGCUAUUCCUGUCCCAUUUCACUAGUACCACCCACCACCCCUGGGGAACACCUGAAGGAUACCGCCGCGAAAAGUACUUCGGAGACAAGCACCAUUCACAGCACGAAGCAAUGGACGAUUUCCUCAACGCAAACAGUUUCGUCGACGCCUGGCUAGAAGAACUAAUGGGCAUGCUCGCCGAUGCCGGCAUCGCAAACGAAACUCUGACUGUCUUCGUGGGAGACCAUGGCCAAGCCUUCCGAGAAGACAGCCCGGUAACAGGAACCUAUCAAAACCCGCACAUUUCGAACUUCCGCGUCCCACUCCUAUUCCACCACCCCCUCCUACCACGCCUACACAUCAACGUCAACGGCAGCGCAAUGUCCAUCCUACCCACAAUCCUCGAUCUCCUAAUAACAACAUCCUCCCUGAACGAAUUGGACACGACAAUCGCCCAAGACCUAAUCAACGAAUACGAAGGCCAGUCCCUAAUCCGCCCCUACCGCACCUCCCACAACGGCCGCGAAGCAUGGAACAUGGGCGUCAUCAAUGCCGGCGGGACCAUGCUUAGUGUCGGGUCGGCUGCUGUGCCGUGGCGGUUGAACUUGCCGCUGAACAACGACUUCGAGUAUCGGUUCACGGAUCUAGAGAAGGAUCCGUUGGAGUUGCAUCCUGCGACGGCUUGGUCUAUGGGUGGUCUGACUGCGGAGGUUUAUUCGAAGUUUGGGGCUGAGGCUGUGGAUUGGGUUAUUAAGGCUGAGAAGGUGGGGCUUUGGUGGGUUACUGAACGGAAGAAGUUGUGGAAUUAUGAGGAUGAGGAGGAGGAGUGA